GAUCGCACUUCAUUUUCCGGAAGCGACAGUUGUCGCAUACCUGCUGCGGCGGCUUCUGCGUGGGGGCCGGCGUGCUCGACAUCGUGAUUAUGGCCUUCCAGAAGCGAUGAAUGUUGGAGUGAGAGAGAGAUGAAAAACGCAACGACAGCUAUGAAGACAGUUGUGGAAAACGAUACGUCAGCUCUCCCCUAAAUCGGACAAUUGCUUGAUUAUUCGAAUUUCCAAGCAAGAUGCAGUCAGCUCGAUCCUCAGACUCGCAAUUGGCAGUCAGUGAUCCUUUUGCGAGGAGCAAUAGAUGAAGCCGAGGAAAGAUAUCCACAGAAACAAAUACAACUUGGCGAAGAAAGGGUUGUUGUCGAAAGAAAAAUGGAAUCUCCUCCUAAAUCAAAAAUCAUUUUUUCCUGACAAGGCAAAGAAGAAAAAGAAGAGUUUCCUAUUCCCGACGGCUCACUUUCACAGGGUCAGGCCAGCAUUGCAACGCAUCUCACACGCCACCCCCGCAGCGUUACCGAAACGCAAACUAUUGCUUUCUUUCCUUCUUCCCCUUUCUGCUAUAAUGCCUUCGAUUGCAACCCACCACGGGAUUUUUUUUUCCCUAGCUCAGGUGAUUGUCACCUUUGUUUACGCAUCAACUUGUUCACCGUUUCGGCGGAAUUGAAGACAACCUUUUCCGACGCUUCAAGCAAGUGCUGAU
This is a messenger RNA of Trichoderma asperellum CBS 433.97, 694 nucleotides long. NCBI's taxonomy places the organism in Eukaryota, Fungi, Ascomycota, Sordariomycetes, Hypocreales, Hypocreaceae. The record is from RefSeq and is a predicted model, not a curated record.